AUGACUACUUCUCUCUCUUAUUCUCUACCGUUUUUAUUCCCUUUUUCUUUCUCUCCUACUUUCAAAAUAUUCUCUCUCACACACUCUCUCUCUCUCUCUCUUUCUCUCUCUAGUCGUCCCUUUUCUUCAUUCCUGAUUUAUUCUCAGUUUCCCAAAUUGUGGAUUCCUUUCCGAAAACCUUAUAAAUACCUCAAAACUUCAAGGUGCACAAAUGCCUCAAAACUUCAAAAUUAUUUCCCAUUUACUUUCUUCUUCUUCUUCUUCUUCUUCUUCUUCUUCUUCUUCUUCUUCUUCUUCUUCUUCUGUUGCUCCUCCUUCUCUUUCUCAUUUUUACUUUCUUAUGCUUUUACUGUUGCCGCUGCUCCCCCUCUUCUUAUUCCUCUACCUACUCCUGCUGCUACUCUUCUUCUUCCUCUUCCUCUCCCCACCACCUUCUUCUGCUACUGCUGCUUCUCCAAGUCCGUCUGCUCCUUUUUCUUUUUCUUUUUUCUUCUUCCUUUUACGCCUUCUUUUUCUUCUUCUAAUGCUGCUGGUCUUUUUCUGCUGCGCCACCUCGCCCCUUCUUCUUCUUCUUCUUCUUCUUCUUCUUCUUCUUCUUCUUCUUCUUCUUCUUCUACGGUUGCUGCUGCUGAUGAUGAUGAUGAUGAUAAUGAUGAUCACGAUGAUUCUACUCCCUUCCCCCUUCUCCUCCUCCCCCUCUUCUUUUUCUUUUUGCUGUUGCUGCUGAUGAUGAUUUUCCUCUUUUUCCCCUUCUUCUUCUUCUUCUUCUUCUUCCAGAACCUUUAUCCAGAACGACAAACAAUUCCACAUCCAUCCUGA
Molecule: messenger RNA, 819 nt
Organism: Acanthosepion pharaonis
Lineage: Eukaryota; Metazoa; Mollusca; Cephalopoda; Sepiida; Sepiidae
Source: the annotation of a GenBank genome assembly